CCUGCUGUGUUCCUCCAGCUCCCCACUUUGUCAUCUCUGAUUCCAGCGUCUGCAGUUCUUGCUAUCUCUGGCUAACAUUUGUGACUGCUUUGCAUAUGUUCAUUGCGAUUUGAAUGUGAUUAUGCUUAUCUCGAGGGGCACACAAAUCGAAUAUGUAAGUUAUUUCUACACCGCAACAUGAGACUGUCACUGGUGAUCUGGAGAACUUAAAGAGCACAGAAUAAACUGACAAGUCAGGAGGGAGGCAGUCUCCCAGAGAAAUGGGGCGGGAUCCAGGUCACUGCGCGGUCUCCGGAUUGGGCCUGGACGCUUGCAGCAAUGUUCAGUUUCAGCCCAGAGAGCUCGGCAGCGCCGCCUCCCUGCUCGACUUCCACUGGCGGUUGCUUUGGGAACACAGCAAUGUGUGGAGAUUGCAGAUGUCAGGAGCAGCGGCUCUCUCGAUCACUUUAAGCUGAGAAGGAGAUUUCUUUCACCUCCAGCAGGGUAGUUGGGACUAAGAUGUAUCAUCUUUUGGGGCUGCAAGACAGAUGCUUUGGACAGCAAUCCAUUGAUGUUGUGGGGUUUGCGGCUAACAGAUGAUUUCACGCCAUUUGUAUCGAUUGUCCGACAAGAAAUGGCGUUAAACAAGAUUAAGUAUUAAAUUGACUCAGAACGACUGAACUGUGGCAAGCCUAUCGCCGUUCGUCGUAAACGUUAACAGUUCCGCUUUUCUAGCUUUCCAACAGCAGAAUUAGGAAAUCUUGACCACUGAAGGAGAUGAAUUGGUUUUCGACACUGGAUUUCUUGGCGCUUUGCUUAACUUUCUUCCAGCACAAGUUCGGCGCUGUUAAAGGAUAUGGGGACGAAGACGAACGGAGAUGUGAUCCUAUAAAAAUCCCAAUGUGCCAGAGUCUUGGCUACAAUGUGACCAAAAUGCCCAAUCCAGUGGGUCACGAGUUACAAACAGACGCCGAAUUACAGUUACAAACUUUUACACCUUUGAUUCAAUAUGGCUGUUCCAGUCAACUGCAGUUUUUUUUAUGCUCGGUUUAUGUGCCGAUGUGCACGGAGAAAAUCGACAUUCCGAUCGGCCCGUGCGGCAGCAUGUGCCAGUCUGUGAAGCGGAGAUGUGAACCUGUCCUGAAGGAGUUCGGUUUCUACUGGCCCGAGACAUUAAACUGCAGCAAAUUCCCACCGCGAAACGACCACAACUACAUGUGCAUGGAAGGGCCCGGGGACGAGGAUGUCCCCUAUCACACCAACAAAAUACCCAUCUCAGCAGAAGAGGAGUGUCUGAACAUGGGGGGCAAGUUGGAUAACUAUGUUUGGGUCAAGAGAAGUCUCACGUGUGCCCUGAAAUGUGGUUACGAUGUCGGUUUGUUCAGUAGAUCAGCUAAAGAGUUCACAGAUAUUUGGAUGGCAGUUUGGGCCAGUCUGUGUUUUCUGUCGACAGCAUUUACAGUUCUGACAUUCGUCAUCGAUUCUUCUCGGUUUUCGUACCCUGAGCGACCGAUUAUUUUCUUGAGCAUGUGCUAUAAUAUAUACAGUAUUGCCUACAUAGUGCGGCUUACAGUAGGCAGGGAACGUAUAUCAUGUGAUUUCGAAGAUGCCGCCGAGCCUGUGUUAAUUCAAGAAGGACUCAAAAAUACGGGAUGUGCCAUUGUUUUUUUGCUUAUGUACUUUUUUGGGAUGGCGAGCUCCAUCUGGUGGGUAAUUCUGACACUGACUUGGUUCUUAGCCGCUGGUCUAAAAUGGGGACAUGAAGCCAUAGAAAUGCAUAGUUCCUAUUUCCACAUUGCAGCAUGGGCCAUCCCGGCGGUGAAGACCAUAGUUAUACUGAUCAUGCGACUAGUAGAUGCUGAUGAACUCACGGGUUUGUGUUAUGUUGGAAACCAGAACAUUGAUGCAGUCACUGGGUUUGUGGUUGCACCUUUGUUCACAUACUUAGUCAUAGGAACUUUAUUCAUUGCAGCUGGCCUAGUGGCAUUGUUCAAAAUCAGAUCUAAUCUUCAGAAAGAUGGAACAAAAACAGACAAGCUAGAAAGACUGAUGGUAAAAAUUGGGGUCUUUUCGGUUCUGUAUACAGUACCUGCCACCUGUGUCAUUGCCUGUUAUUUUUAUGAAAUAUCAAACUGGAACCUUUUUAGGUAUUCAGCAGAUGAUUCCAAUACAGCGGUGGAAAUGCUAAAGAUUUUUAUGUCUUUGUUGGUGGGCAUUACUUCUGGCAUGUGGAUUUGGUCUGCAAAGACAUUACAUACUUGGCAAAAGUGUUCAAACAGACUUGUGAGUUCUGGAAGAACGAAACGAGAUAAACGUGGAGAUGGCUGGGUUAAACCAGCAAAAGGCAGUGAAACUGUUGUAUAAAUGUAUAUACAUUGGAAUAAGCACAGAACAGUGUCGCUUUUUGUUUGUUUACAGAAGUUGAGUUUCAAAGCAUCACAAAGAAAUUUGCUCUAACCAAUCACUUUUAGAAAGUUCAAAAUAAAUGAGAAUGUGCCUUUGUGUUGAAGAAAAUCAUUUUAAACAUUUUUGGAGACCAAUGUACGUUAUUGAAUAAAAAAUGUUUUGUAAGUCUACAAUCAAAUAGAAUGUGACUGUUAUGAAGAUGAUCACAUUAGCAGAUUGUGGAAUCUAAUAUUUUUGUGCAUUGCAUUUUAGUAGUUCUUGCUGUAAUUUUGGAAAAGCAGUGUAUGUAAGCCAAAGAAAAGACAGUAAUACUGUAGUUCUUUCAUGAAACUUUGGAUAAAUAACCGUGAUACUCAAUAAGCAUUACAAUGUCCAAAUAGAUAUAUCUGAGACAAAAUUAGUUUCAUUUUAGUUGAAGAACAACUCAGCCAUCUCAUAUAGACAUUAAAUUUUGUACACUGGAAAUGUGGAGCUAGGUAUGAAUGUGUGGUUGAAGCACAACCAAUAACCAACAUUACAAUCUAGACAACAUGGUGCACUAUACCUAAUCUUUGGAUAAACUGAAGUAGGCUAUUAUUUGCUAAUGUUUCAGCAUCGAAGUGUGUCUGCUGGUUUUAUAUGUUAAUCUGCAUGAAUAUUUUAAACAUAACAAGCUGAUCUGUGUGAAGAAAAUGUUGGUCAGGUGCUUGAAAUUCUCUGUGCCUUAAAUGCAGGCUGACUGCAAGCUGCUUCAUUCAGGACAAUGCAAAAAUAUAUUGUCUACGUUUAGCUGUGACAGGCUCCCCAGGGAUCCAACAUAACUAAUUCUUUCAGCACUGUUAGUUUUAAGACUCUAAAAUUAAAUAUCCACUAAGAGAACCCAGUAGUUUAUGCAAUUGUAUAAUUUUUUAAAAAUCAUACAUCUACUCGAGAUGCAUGAUCAAACUAAAAAUAGUAAAUUUCAGAAAUAUGAAAGGGGUAAGCCAGCGUUUAUAAGGAUAAAAGGCAAGUUAGGACACUUAGAACACUUCAGUGGUUUAACCUUAACUUGAAAUGUUAACAUUUGUCUCUAUUUAUAGUGUGUCUUUUCAACGUUUUCUGUUUUAAUACAAUUGUAUGCAUUUCACUAAAGGGGUAGACGAUCCAAGAGUAGGUAUUUUCUAUUCAAAAUAGUUGUGGAGAAGUAACUCACUCAGAGAUAGUAGGAAAUGCCGAUGCUGGAGUCAGAGAUAACAUAGUGUGGAGCUGGAGGAGCACAGUGGGCCAGAACUACUUCAGAAAUGCGGGAGGGGGAAGGGAGCUCUGAAAUAAAUAGGGAGAGGAUGGGUGGGGCUGGGGAAGGUAGGUGGAGGAGAAGUAAUAUGUACAUGGAGAGGCUUCAAUCAUUUUAAUGUAUGUUGCUGCUUUGGAUCAGACUCACAACCAUAUUCUAACCCCUGUAAACAUUCUGCCAUCUGUUUAUUUUAAUAUUUCCCAAUCUUACAGUUAUACUUGCAAUACCCAGCAUUCAAAUUUCAUAGCGCAGCAGCCUUUCAAAUAUGACAUGUUGAAAAUCACUGGAAUGUUUUGCAAGUGACUGGCAAAAUUCAGUACUCAGAAAGGUUGACCAUGGUGACAUUUAGUCGAUAGCUGUAGAUUUAAAACCAUUGAGGAAUCACAAGAUAUUAUUCUUUAUUAAAUAAUAUCAUGGAAGAUACAACCUAAACUAAAUAUUACAUUAUAUUUGUUGUAUUGAGCUCCGUGGACUGACUAUGCAGUCAAUUUUAAAUUUGAUUUGUUUAUUUUUGUCUGUGGACAAUAAUUCUGAUUACAAAUAGACAAGUGAAACUGCUUCAUUGUAGGAAAACAAAGCUAGUGAGAAAGUUUAGUUACUUAUUAGCGUGACUGUAGUUUUACAGUCAUUCUCUUACUCUUCAUGAAGGUAUACAGAGUAUUCUGUUAUUCAAUGCCAGUUUGUGUUCCAUUAUUAACUAUUCAAUGUUUGUUUUGCAAACGCCCUUGAGCACAUCCUGUAUUUAGUACAGAUGAAUCCCACAUUGUUUUGGGGGUUCACAUUACCUGAAUAAAACAAACAGACAUUAAGGACUUGCUACAGUUUUCAAAGGAAAUGUCAAAACCAAUUAUUAUUACUUGUAAAUGUAAGUGAUGUAAAUUUCUAAUUUAUCUUUUCAAGAGAAAAAAACUGGUCUUAUUUAAAUACAUUUGUACCUGAGGAAAACAAAAUUAAAUUUCUCGUUCCCUAUUUGUACAAAAGUGGUGAAUUUUAAAAUAAAAAUGUUGACAGAUUCUGACAA
Rhincodon typus (whale shark) is the source of this 4658-nucleotide messenger RNA. It is a transcript of the gene fzd4, whose product is annotated as frizzled class receptor 4. The record is from RefSeq and is a predicted model, not a curated record. The transcript has 2 exons. Gene Ontology annotation, molecular function: Wnt receptor activity; Wnt-protein binding. Bases 757 to 2343 code for a protein of 528 amino acids. Gene Ontology annotation, biological process: canonical Wnt signaling pathway; non-canonical Wnt signaling pathway; retina vasculature morphogenesis in camera-type eye. Gene Ontology annotation, cellular component: plasma membrane. Lineage: Eukaryota; Metazoa; Chordata; Chondrichthyes; Orectolobiformes; Rhincodontidae.